AUGGCUGACGAGUACGGCCGCAGCGGCUACGGCAGGUCCGGUGCCGGCGACGACUACGACAACAAGACCAGCAACGAGGGCUACAACCGCCGCGAAGGUGGCUACAACAAGUCCGGCGCCGACGACUACGAGCACGAGCGCAGCAGCGGCCGCGGCGGCUACAACAAGUCCACCGGCGACGACGAGUACAGCGGCGCCGGGUACAAGAAGUCCGGAGGCGACGACUACGACACCGGUUACAACAAGCAGUCGAGCAACGAGGACUACGGCCGCAACAAGCCCGGCAGUGACGACUACGACCGCAGCGCCGGCGGGUACAAGAAGUCCGGCGGAGACGACGACGAGUACAGCGGUGGCGGGUACAAGAAGUCGGGUGGCGACGACGAGUACAGCGGUGGCGGGUACAAGAAGUCGGGUGCCGACGACGAGUACAGCGGCGGCGGGUACAAGAAGUCCGGCGGCGACGACACGGAGCACGGGUCGUCCAGGGACGAGACCGAGAAGUACAGGAAGGAGGAGAAGGAGCACAAGCACAAGGAGCACCUCGGCGAGAUAGGCACCCUCGCCUCCGGCGCCUUCGCCAUGUACGAGAAGCACCAGGUGAAGAAGGACCCGGAGAACGCGCACCGUCACAAGAUCGAGGAGGAGGUGGCCGCGGUGGCGGCUGUGGGCAGCGGCGGGUACGCGUUCCACGAGCACCACGAGAAGAAGGAGUACAAGGAGUCGGCGGAGGACGGCGAGGACGAGGAAUCCGGCCGCGGCGAGGGGAAGAAGAAGCACCACUUCUUCGGCUAA
Triticum turgidum subsp. durum (durum wheat) is the source of this 795-nucleotide messenger RNA. The record is from the annotation of a GenBank genome assembly. Lineage: Eukaryota; Viridiplantae; Streptophyta; Magnoliopsida; Poales; Poaceae.